CCAAACCAUUGUGGGAACAGCUGGUGUCAUUUCAGCCUCUGCCGCAUAUCUCUUGAAAUUGUCGACAUUUGUUUUUUACCGUUUAAAGGAAUUCGACCGGACACUGUGACUGUCCCGUUACGUGGGGCGCGUUAAACCUGGUCUCUCUCCAUCAUGUAUAAAACGGAGGAAGAAUGUGCCGGUGCUCCUGGGGACUGCGACCCGGCGUCCACUAGCAGGAGGGAUUUUAAUAAAAACACCUGUGGUACCGAGUCACUAAGACCCAGUGAGGGAACUGGUGGUUCCGCUGAGGUCGCCCGAGCCAGAUGGACUCUACUGAGACAGGUGUUGCGUCAAAAACAAGCGGACAGUCCUGAUGUGAAACAGGUGUCUGUCCGCAGGUUUGCAACCUUUGACCUUUUUUGCCGAAAACCUGUGAAACCCGACACUAGUGAUGAUACAGAUGACCAGUGGGUGGAGUACAGAAGUGUCCGCUUUCCAGAGUUCAGUGCCUUGCUCAGAGAUAACCUCGGACCUCUGCGUGUCAAUGAAGUGCUCAACAGUUUCGACAACACAGGGAACGUCUGUGUGUGGCCGUCGGAGGAAGUGAUGGCUCAUUACUGCCUGCAGAACCGCCACAUCUUCAAGGGAGCUGUGUGUGAGUUGGGGGGAGGCAUGACCUGUCUGGCAGGGAUCAUGGUUGCCAUUUGUGCUGACGUGACGGAAGUCCUGCUAUCAGAUGGGAAUGAGAAGUCCAUUCAGAACGUGCGUGGGGUUAUUGAGAGAAACAAGCAAGCAGGACUCUUUGGGUCGGCGAAUGUAUCGAGCAGAGUUGUGCGAUGGGACUGUGAGUCCACCAUCUCAUCGCUAGAGAAUCACUUUGAUGUCAUCAUGUGCGCAGACUGUUUGUUUCUGGACCAGUACCGAGCCAGCCUGGUCGAUGCCAUAAGGAGAUUACUGCAGCCCAAUGGCCGGGCACUGGUGUUUGCGCCACUGCGAGGAGAAACCCUCAGACAGUUCUGUCGGCUGGCUGUGCAGGCCGGACUCUGUGUCUCUCAGAGCCAGCGGUAUGACGCUCACGUUUGGGACAUUCAUCAAAAGAUGCUGAAGGAAGGGAAAGACACCUACGACGAGAACAUCCACUUCCCCAACCUCAUCACGCUGACCAAGGAACCGCAAUCGUCCAGUCACUAACACCCAGCACGUCCAGUCACCAACUCUCCACCAGCUUCUGUGACCUCCACAUCCAAACCAAGAAGUUUGGAUCCAUCUUCAUGUUGACUUCAGCAGCUGUUUAUUGAAGCCACUGCUGUUAAACAGGCCGCUUCAAUCUGCGUAAUCCAGCUCUUGGCUUGUGAAGGAGUCGCUCAGAGUUUUACUGAUGCUUUACUGACUGUGCUCAAUAUACACAAAAGGGCAGCUUCAUCUGGAACUCAUCAGCAUUUUUAAAGACGAGGAAAGUUUUGUUUUUGUCGUCAGAAUUUCUGGUCAUCAAGAGAGUGGAAGAUACAGGAAGGCAGUGAGGCGAUCUCAGGUAUUGCUGUGUGACAUUAACACUGUGGUUCAGCCGAUAAGUCAGGCCUGGAUUUCUUGCCCUCCAAUAACCCGACACUGUACUGUUCAAAGUGACUGUCCCGCCCACUUCUGGUUCGACGCUUCACGGCAGCAAGCGCUGCUAGUUUUUCAACACUUUCUCAAACUUGUCUAUCACUGUGAUGAGUAUACGAAACAAAAUCUCAGCACGUAAAAUCAUCAUCUGGCGAUCCAGUGCCUUGUGGGACGGCCUCCUUCAGCCCGUCGAGGUGCCACAGCUUGACCCCAAAACUGUGGAUGAGUACACCGUCGGCUGUCUUUCAAAAAGUAAAGUUUGGACUGCAGCCUCUUUGAGUUCUAAGCCUCGGCUUCUCAGUGUUCUCCAGAACACUAACAUACCGAGUGAAACAACAGGCAUUUUCCACACUGGAAGAGAGACAGACCAUGUACGUCGGCCCCUGGACCUGUUGCAGGCCCUGCUCCACACCUGGCAACCCAUUCUGAGCUGCCCCAUCUGCAGGUAGCCUGUUAAUCCAGAUGUUGUGAUGUACAUGUCAAGACAAAACUGUGACACUCACGUAACAUAAACAAGAUGGCCGGUUGACUGGUACUGUAAGUCCAGACAGUUAUUCUCACGUCAAAUGCGGAGUAAUCGCGUGGCCAUUUUAAAAUAUCUUUGUCGACAAAUGUGCUCAAUGGUGUUAGUUUUGAGUUCAGUCUUUAUUCCUUUCUUACUUGUACCUGAUUGUAUUUGAAGAAUUGAAGGCGCGUUCUUGCUUUAGUUGUCCAUCCGUCACUGUGAUUCACUGCUAUUGCUAAAAACCACCCGCCAACUACUGUGCUGCAGUGCUUCUGACACUGAAGUAUUGAUCGUGCUCAGAUCCGCAGAUUGUGAAUGUAUUAGUCAGCGGUUCUUCUGAGGGAUACUGGCCCUGAGUCAGUAUUUCCCUGUUUCUGUUUUUCUCUCAUGUUUCAGGCCGUGGCGUCCAUUAAUUCAAGUUUGUCGCUUUCACCAGUCAGACACAGUUCACACGAUCAAGCAUUUGUGUCCAUGCGUACAAGUGCCUGCCAUCAGCUGUUGAGGACUCAAACUAAAAGUCUUAAAAAAAUAAAGAAAGAUGGGUGCAAGGCACAAGAGAGUCAGUGUUGGGAGUCAAAGCCACUGCCUGCUGCCGAUGAGAUGCCGGGCCCUCGAGCCGCCUUCAUGGACUGGACAGCAGAGUUUAGGUGGUUCUUUUUUUUUUUUUUUCUUUCUACUGCAUAGUACUAUGCCACCUGUUGUACAUGAAACAUUUUUUUCUUCAAAUAUUCAGGUCUCUUCCUGUAUUUUACAGUUUUGCAUGACUGUAUUGAAAUGAUGUUUUUUGUGGUGCUGUGAUUUAUCCUUUCAAUAAUUUAUUGUUGCAUUUGAUUUUGAAAUAUUUUACUGACACCCUUAUCAAAUACUGCAGUGUCUUGUUUCACUAAAACCUUACAAAAAAAAACCAAAAUAAAAAAAUACUUGAUCAGAAAACCCUG
Molecule: messenger RNA, 3030 nt
Organism: Synchiropus splendidus (mandarinfish)
Lineage: Eukaryota; Metazoa; Chordata; Actinopteri; Syngnathiformes; Callionymidae
Gene: camkmt
Product: calmodulin-lysine N-methyltransferase
Exons: 11
Coding region: 154-1173 (339 amino acids)
Cellular component (GO): cytoplasm
Molecular function (GO): calmodulin-lysine N-methyltransferase activity
Source: RefSeq, a predicted model, not a curated record